Morus notabilis is the source of this 705-nucleotide messenger RNA. RefSeq names its product casein kinase II subunit beta-1. Gene Ontology annotation, molecular function: protein kinase regulator activity. Gene Ontology annotation, cellular component: protein kinase CK2 complex; cytoplasm. Lineage: Eukaryota; Viridiplantae; Streptophyta; Magnoliopsida; Rosales; Moraceae. The transcript has 5 exons. The coding region runs from base 1 to 705 and encodes 234 amino acids. The record is from RefSeq and is a predicted model, not a curated record.
AUGAUCAGCGAUUCAGUUCCCUCCACGUCUUCUCCCACCAAGGACGUUAAUGACACAACCUACGAAGAGGAAUCAGAAAGAAGCAGCAAAAAUUUGGAGGUUUCGGAUGGAGAUCGCGACGACGAAGACGAGGAUGAAGAAGUGAGUUGGGUAACAUGGCUAUGCAAUCAGAAGGGAAAUGAAUUCUUUUGUCAAGUUGAUGAUGGCUACCUCCUUGAUGACUCCAACCUUUCUGGCUUAAGCAGUCAAGUACCUUGCUAUGAUUAUGCUCUUGAUUUGAUUUUGGACGUUGAAUCUUCUCAUGAUGAGUUCACUGAUGAGCAGAAUGAUCUGGUUGAAUGGGCGGCCGAGAUGCUUUAUGGUCUUAUUCAUGCUAGAUACAUAUUGACAAGCCAAGGGAUGGCUGCAAUGCUGGAGAAAUACAGGAGCUAUGACUUUGGUACAUGCCCAAGAUUUCACUGCAAUAAACAAAGGUGCCUACCUGUUGGCGAGUCAGACACCCCACGGUCAAGAACUGUGAAAAUCUACUGCCCCAAAUGUGAAGAUAUAUAUGCACCAGAAUCCAAGCACCAAGAGAACAUUGAUGGAGCAUAUUUUGGAACCACGUUUCCUCAUCUGUUCUUUAUGAACAAUCCGCACCUCAGGCCAGAGAAGGCAAAUGAAAACUACGUCCCAAGAAUAUAUGGCUUCAAAAUCAGCAAAUAG